Messenger RNA from Xyrichtys novacula (pearly razorfish), 8564 nucleotides. The record is from the annotation of a GenBank genome assembly. NCBI's taxonomy places the organism in Eukaryota, Metazoa, Chordata, Actinopteri, Labriformes, Labridae.
AUGAAAGCAGCUGCGGUUCUUGUGGAGCUUUUGAACCUGGAGGCGAUCCAAGACAACCUUAGUGGGGACCUCAUUUCUUCACUUUUAUCCUUUAAAACCUUCGACCAACAGCGAGAGCUCAAAGAGUGAUGUUAUGAAGUCAGCGCCUCACUCAUAAUGACAGCUGAAGUUAAACUCUUCUGAUGAAACAGCCUCAUUGAUGGAGAAGGACCGCAGACACUCGGCUGACUGUCGUACUGACUCUGAUUCACGUUCAGACCCAAGAGGAGCUACAGGAAGGAUGCUCGUCAAAACUAUAAGAUAUUAUCUAUAUUCAGUGCUGGUAAACAUCCUCGUACCCGUGCUGGUUAUCCGUUUUAGGCGAUGUGGAGUUGAAGACUUGAAACAACUGUAUCACCAGUUUUUGGACCAACCUGAGCUCCACCUGAGCUCCUGAACGUUCCUCUGGAUCACCGCUGUCGAUGUGGACCUGCUCGCUUUCCAGCUGUUGCAUCAGUCUCUCUCCUCUCUGUCCAACCCUCUCUCUCUCUCUAAACCCCAUUCAGUCUCAGCAGAUGACGGUCUAACAUCAGUCUGGUCCUCCUCGAGGUUUCUGCCUGUUAGAGAAGUUCUUCCUCUCUACUGUAUCUCUCUUCAUGCUGUGAAGUGUUAAUCUGAUCUCGUCUUUUAAUUUCCUUGAGGGAAAUUAACUAAAGGAUAAAUAAGAUUGCAACUAAUCUAAUUUAAUCUGAUCUAAUCUAGUCAAGUGUAGUCUAGUGUGGUCUAAUCUAGUCUAGUCUAAUUGACUGUAAUCUAAUCUGAUUUGACCUACUCUACUUAAUCUAAUCUAUCUAAUGUACUUAAUCUAAUCUAAUCUAAUCUAAUCUAAUCUAUCUACUCUACUCUAACCUAAUCUACUCUGAUUUGAUCUGCUCUAUUUCAAUCUAAUCUAAUCUAAACUAAUCUAAUCUAAUUAAGUUUUUGUAAAAAGAGUCUAGACCAGCCUUCUUUUGUUAAAUCUCCCAGGAUUACACUUGCUGUGAACUGAUGCGGCAUAAAUAAAAAAUAAUUGAUACCCUCACAGGUAAUCUCUAUUAUUGGUCGGUUCUCUGGAUUAUCCAUUUCUUAUGCAGAUUUAAGGCCCAAAACUUUAGUUAAAGGUUAAAUGUUAAAUACUGUGUCUGUAGCCAUCAACCACAGGUCCUCCUGCAGCUCUGCUCAGUGUCUGCUGCCAUCAUGUUAUCCUGCUCCACUACCUGGAUGUAAACAAGCACAGAUGAAUGAUGACAUCCUCUAACGCAGUGUGACCCAGAGAGCAGAGAUGAAGCUGUUUGUGUUUGAAUAAACUGACACAGAAGCAUUAAAGCAGAGUCACGCACAUGUGGGAGAGGAGAUGGUGGUGGGAGGCAGGAGGUGGUGCUAGCUCUGCUAGCGUUAGCCACAGUUGUUUCAAACCUCCAGUUUGAGUUUCUGAGAGAUCAGUAAUUUCAUGAUAUCCCUGCAGCAUCAGAAAGACACUCAAACGAUCUUCAGAGGCUUCUCUGAAUAAACGUAAUCAGCGAAAUCUGCCACAUGGUGCAAACUUCACAGAGAGCAUAUGUCAUAUAUGAAACUGACUCAGCACAGUCAGAGUAUUUAAGGACAAGUUAACUUAUGGAAAUGUUUGAAAUAUCCCACAUGACAUCAAACAGAUGGACUGGAUGUAUUUAGUUUCCAACACUCCUGUGGUGUAAGAUUGCUGAUCGACACAAGCUGUUAUCCUGGAAACACUGGCUAUGCAGCUCUGCAAUUAGAUGCAUCUGUGCUCUGCAGAGGGAGCGGCAGCGUACAGCGUGGCUAAGCGCCAGGAGGGAGUCUGGAUUGUUGCAGUGGUACUGAUGGCUGUGUUUGUGUUUUCCCCAGAGGCCUCGCAGAGCGUGGACCCAUGGGAGCUGAAGCAGCGAGCCAGUGGAGGACCGCAACAUCCGCAAACACCGACAAGAGAGAAGACGGAGAAACCUGGAGGGACGAGAGCAGAGGUGUUUGAACCGAGUCUGACGCUGACGUGGAAGAACAACCUCAGCUCGAAAAAUCUGCUUUCAUACGAGGAAACCAAAAACAAAGUGUCUGAUCCAAACAGAGCGACCCGAACAGACCUCCUUCAGGGUACGAGACAAAGACAAAGAGGAGUCCGACUUUUUUCAUUGCCUGCUCAGUUGGAGGUCCGUCUCCGCUUUAGUUGCUUGUUUGUACCGAUUUAAAGUUGUGCAGGAAAGCUGAAUUGCUGAAAAAGGAGAAUAUUACACUUCCACUGGAGCUGGAGCCCGCACACUGACGACUACAUCCAUGUCAUGUCUGUACACAGGCGGCUCAUAACUGUCAGUUUACUCAGAGUAGUCUGACAGCCAGUAGAGCUGUGUGAUUUCUAUAAUGUCUCAUAUGUUCUCUUACAUUUCUCACCUACGGCUGCAGAGCAAACACCACUGACAUUUCAUGGUGAAGUACUUACUAAUAGGCCUGAUCUAUAUUAUUAUUUAUAGAUUUGAUCAGAAAAACACAGUGAUUCGACUUUGAUGUGACCUACGGCUCGAAACUAUAAUCACAGCGACAUUAUUGCCUCGUAUGGUGCCAGAUAUUCUAAUCCAGACCCUGUGACAGUGAAAACCAGACUAAGCUAUCACAGUGAAAUACAUGCACCAAUGAAGUGAUACUGAUGUUGAUUUGGAGCCUUUCAAAAUAAAAGCAUACAUACAGUGAGUAUGUUUUUACAUCAGAAAUUGAUUCGAAGCCUUCCAAAUUAAAAGUGAUUAAUUCAGGUGCGGUUUUUUUCCUCUCAUUAACUUAUUUUAUUUCUUCAAUUUUUAUUUUAUGUAUUUAAUGUUAAUCUGAUUUUUUUUGUGAAUUCAUGUGUUCAACAAAGAGAAAAUACAAAACAGGACGAUCACUUUAAACAAACUAGAGAACGUGAGAAAAAAACGUCACCUCAGGUCCUCUCAGUGGAGGUCUGCACCAGACCAUAAACCGUAUAUAGAAUGGACGCCGUCUGCCUCCUCGCUGGGCGAAGCCUCCGAGAACAGCACCCUCUGGUGACGGGCUGCAGUAUAGGUCAUAAAUCCGGCCUCCUCCAGCAAUCCCUAUGGAGCUGUGGACAAACAUUAUAAAUUACUGACACAGAAUAUAAAUGUUUCUCCCCCCUGUCGUGAUGUUGACAUGAAGCUACUGUCAGACUGGUUUGUUAGGGGGUUCAUGUUUUCUAUGAUUGACACUUGAUACAGCCUAUGGGUGAACAAAGAUUGCAUAACUCACCCAAGGGAUACGCUUUUCGAGUCGAGCGUCAUCACAGCGACUCUCCCGCCGAAUAUGUACAACGCUACUGCGCAAUGUUGGUUUCAGGAAAUGGAGAAAAAAAACACAGAAUUACCGAAAGCUUCUUGGGUUAAAAUCUAUAUACUGGUGGAAGGUGGAACCAAAUCAUCCACAGUAUAUACAGUCUGUGUACACGACCCCUCUCAGAAACCCGGUGCAGGAAUUCCUUUAAAAGUCACAACGUUAAACACGACAGCGUUGAUGCUAAGAAGGAUGUAUGGUUUCACUACAGUGUCAACAAGCAGCAGUUAAUUCGCUCGAAAUGUAUCUCUUAGAUUGACUGGAUUUGAUGUCUCAUCUGUGCAGAUUUGACCAAUCAGAAUCAGGUAUUUCACACAGUCAGGUGAUGCGUUUUUAAAUAUCAUAUCAUCAUUAUUGGGGUAUUUGUCAGUGUUAAACACCCCUAAUGGUCAGAAUAACAUCGUCCUGUUAAUGACAAAGCUUUAAAGACCAUAAUAAGUCUGUUCUCUGUAACCCUGACUCUAAGUGAAACCUGUUUAAAGAGAAUAACUCUCACUCCGGAGGAGCAGAUCAAACCUCCCAGCUCUGAACAUGACGGCGAGGCAGGAGGUCGUGAGGUUGAGGAGAUAAAGAGACUUAGCUGAGGUCCAAAUAAGGUAACAUCCAGAAUCCCCUCUGCUGUUAAAAUAAGGUUAAAUCACCGUUAGCUGUUUGUUGUUGUUGUACGAGAGGCCAAGCAGAGCUAACGCGGGUUAAUUCCUGCUCUGUUUGAUCAAAGUCAGUGUGAUACAGAGAAGUAUCCUGUAUGGCUGUACGCCAGGAAAGAGCUCGGCUGUUCAAAUACAGAAAUCCUAUAGGACCAGCUCAGAACAACAGCUGCUGCCUCGCUGAGGCUUCAGAGCUUCACUUUAAUCACUUGAUUUGUUCUGCAUUACUCAAUUUUCUGUCUCUCUCAAUCCUGUUCACUUCACUGUCUUUACUCCUGUUUGUCAGUUUCUCUGUAAUUUAGCUUUAGAUGGAGCUACACCUCUGCAGUUUCACUUCAGCCUGAUGCUGAUAUUCAGUAAUUGUUGGUGAAUCACUCCAAAAACCUGCAGCUUUAAAAAAGUGUCUAUGAGAAUUUGGAGUUUCCUCAUUAAUCGCACUAAUCAAUCUGUUGUCAGCUCGCCUCUCAGACGUCCGUCUGUUCGUUCAGUGUGAUGCAGACCGUCAGAUUUGUUCACAUGAUGAUAAAGAAGUCGAGCCUCUGAGCUUUGAAAGCUGCAGCUUCACACAGAAACGUCACAUUUGGUUAAAUAUUGUUUCCUGAUCAAACUGAGACGACGUUUGAGACUUUAACGGCUGUUUUAAAACGCUGUUUCUCCUCUGUGCCGUCUAUUGUUACCUCCUGUAUUCCUAUCUUUGUCCAACUCUGUCCUGGAAUAUCAUGACAUUUUAUUCUUCUCACCUAAAAUACUAUUCCUCUAAAUAUAACACUUUAAGUCAUGUUCAUGUCCUUCUGUUCACAGUGUCACAGGUUUCCGAGUGGCGAGGGCUGCAUCACGGAAAGGUCAAGCCGAGCGAGGAUAGCAUGAAUUUAGCUAACUGGACAGCGUUGUUUUCUCGUCUCGUGUCUCUCUGGGCUGUUUUCUUCUUUUGACAGAAAUUCAAUCCUGCAUCUUUACUGUCCAUUUUAAGAAAAAAACGUCUCUAUUGUCUUCCUCGUCUUGCACUCUCCCCACAGCUGCUGCUCUCCUCUCCUCUUUCUUUUUGUCUCAGCAGAUUCUUUUUAAACAGAAGUCGAGUUUUUUCCACAUUAAUCACUUUUCACAGCAGAUCCUGGGAUCAGCAUGUGGAGGAGGAUUAUAAUUAAUGAUGAGGCGUUUUAUAAACGAUCAAAAGAGCUUUUAAUUAACUUAAAAACAGAAACAGGACAGUAGAUUUACAUCAAGAGGGACAGGAGGGUUUGGUGUACACAACAUCGUGACAGUCAAAGGGGAACACGCUUUACACCAGCUGUCAUUGUUCUUAAGGUCAUUACACACUCAAUCCAUCCAACCAACAAACCAUCCAACCAACAAUCCAUCAAACUAAUAAACCAACAAUUCAUCCAACCAAAAGACAACCUAUCCAACCAACCCAUUGUCACUCCAACCCAACAACAAGCAAUCUCUCCAUCUAAUCAACGAGCUAACAAACUGACAAACCAACCAACUGACCAGUGAAUCAGCGAAAUAUUCAGUUUACAUCUUUUCAUAUACACACCUGGUGCCAAGGGAGAACAGAGGGGGUUUAUUGGUUUUUAAAGCUCUUAAUCUUAUUUAUCUGAUCUGCUUUUACCUUCUGAGUCAGGUCGAGUCCUCAGGUCUUCAGGAAGUUCUCUAUUAACAUUUCCUAAAGUUAAAACCAAGAUGUACGGUGAGACAUCUUUUUAUUACUACAGCCCCCGUCUAUGAAACAGCUGAAGACCUGAGGACUGAAAAUUAUCUUAAUGACUUUAAAACCAAACUCAAAAUGUACCUUUUAGUCUUGCUGUUAACUCAAUUUUUAUCAUUAACUUCUAGUGUUUUAUCAUUUAUCUCUUUCCAGUUUUAAUGACAGGAGCGUCUUUAUUGAGCUAUUUUGUUGCUCUUACUUUAGUAUCUUUACCUUUGUUUUUAUCCUAUUUUAUUUAUUCAAUUUCAUCCUAAACCUUCAGUGUCUCCUUAUCUUGAAUUUUAAAACGGCAUUUCCUCAGUGCACACUCAACUGUUUAAGUUCAUGCAUUUGAAUCCAUGUGUCUGUUGUUCUUAGAUCCCGGGUGUGAAUGAGGGGUUGGAUUGGGGUAGAUUAGGAUUUUCUUUGUUUCUUUUAUUCCUCUGCUGUGUAAAGCACUUUAAGCUACAUCGUUUUUGUAUGAAAAGUGCUUUAUAAAUACAGACUGAUUGAUUGAUUUAUUUUGUUCUGCACCGUCCAUUCUUACCCCACGACCGAAAAUUCGGUGUCACCCCUAGUUGUAGAUUUCCUCAAAUACAAAAGCGUCAUGUGUCGACACGGUUACAGGUCUCUGGGGUAUCUGUCAGCUACCUUUCAGUAAAACACACAUACACACACCCCAACACACAACAGGCACUACAAAACCUAUUAAGACUUUACAUGAAGAGGGAGCUGAAAACAGCCGAGCAAGCGUCUUUGGAGUCAGUCUGCUGAACAUGUUUUACAAGACAGGCAGUAAAAUAAAGCCGCACAGUGUCUGAAUUAGCUUGUACUCUGUCCCCCUGGGCGCUGUGGAGGAAUUACACUCACAUUAGAGUACUUUGUCUGCUGGACAUUGCUGAUCUUCUUCACUGUAGCCCUUUCAAGCUGUUUUCCAACAAUUAGGUGUUGAAAUCAGGCGACUCUGGAGGCACAGGUACCUGAUUUCAUUAAAAAUGGAUGGAGCGGCGCUUGUUCUGUUCACUCAGAGCUGUUUUUCUUUUCAGAGUUCAGACUCGGUUCCCUUUUCUCUGGAAAAACUUACUGUGCCUGAAUCAAUAUUUACUUAAACAGACGGAGCAAUAAGGCUGAGGAAGUUGUGGAAGUUAUUUUGUGAACAGUUUUCUGUUUCGGUCAGAGGUGCUUCACUCGACCUUUCGAGUUUACUUCCACGGUGUUGUAGUCUGUGUAUGUUCAAGUCAAUGUGCUUCUCCUCUUAUUGACUCCUGCGGCCGUGCUGCACAAAGACAGAGAGAUGAGGAGCACAAAGAGCCCGAGGUGAGACCAGAGUUUAAGAUCAACACUUUUCCAUGAACCUGACGACUCUCUCUGUCCAAGGAUUUUAUGUGAAGAUGGCAAGAAAAUAUCUGAAAAGCCCUCAAUGAAAAUAACCUGGACUGUGUAUUAAAGGUUCAGGUUUCCCUGCUGAUGUCCGGACUUUAUUGACUCUAUUGAUAUAAACUGAACACAGAACCUCUGAACCGAGAGCGUCAUUAUUACAUGAGGUUUAAAUGAAAAAACUCACCAUGAAGCAUUCACAUGAAUGUUUUUGGAUCUUCAACAUGACGAUCGACACACAGCAGCGGUCAAAAAAUAAUUUACUUUUUUCAAACAAUUUCAGACAAACUUCUGUAAAAACAGGAAGACUUAUUUAAAGAGGCUGACGCAGACUACAUUCAGGGCCUCCAGGAAACUGACAAUUAACCAACCAACAAUUCAUCCAACCAUCCAACUAAUACACCAUCCAUCCAUCCAACCAUCCAUCCAACCACCAACCAACCAACCAACCAACCAACAAACCAACCCACCAACCCACCAACCCACUGUCCCUCCAACCCAACAACAAGCAAUCUUUCCAGCUAAUUAACUAUCUAACCAACAAACAAACCAACCAACUAAUCAACUCAUUAUCCAACCAACCCAUUAUCCACCCAACGAAACAACAAUCCAUCCACCAAAUCAACUACCCAACCAACCAGCCAUCCAACUAACAAAUCAACUAAAAAUCAAUUGAAUCAACAAGCUGAUCAACCAACUACUACUACAUCUAUCUAAUCAAACUACAAACCAAUCGGCAAUCCAUCCAUCCAUCCAUCGACCAACCAACCAACCAACCAACCAACCAACCAACCAACCAACCAACCAACCAACCAACCAACCAACCAACCAACCAACCAACAAUCCAUUCAAAGAUCAAACCAACUAUUGACAAACCAAAUAAACUAACCAACCAACCAGCCAUCCAACUAACAAAUCAACUAAGUAACCAAAAAGCCAACCGACCAACCUACCAACCAAUAAUUCAUUCAUCUAAUUAGAAAACCAACCAACCAUCAGUCCAAUCCAUCCAUCCAUUGAUCAACCAACCAACCAACCAACCAAAAAAUCAAUUAUAAUAUCAUAAUCUUAAUUAUUUUGAUUGGCAUUAGCAUCAUGACCACUGAAUAUUAUUACCUGUGAUUUUUAAUCUGCAUCACAUGGAAUUACUCGACUUCAAACCUCUUUAACACCUUUGACUUUACUACAGCAGGUGAGUCUGGGUGUUUUAUUAACAGUUAAUACUGACAGGAACCAUUUCUUUACUUUAGGUCCUCAUCUAGGAGGUAGGUCUCUGGAUUUCAUGAAUCAAUGUCUUAUAAUUAAAAUAAUAAAAAAAAAAGAUGUGAAUCAGAAAAUUGAUUUUUUAACUCUGAAUAAAGAAUGUAAAAUAAAGUUCAGCACACAUGACAAAUGAUGCAUAUCCCUCAUUGAAUUUUUCCCCACAGACCCCCAACCCCUUCCUUGUCAUCACUAAUGUGCACCAGAGGAGGCCCGUCAUCAGCGGCAGCAGAGAAUCUGCAGAUUAA